This is a messenger RNA of Hyposmocoma kahamanoa, 1649 nucleotides long. RefSeq names its product gastrula zinc finger protein xLCGF3.1-like. Gene Ontology annotation, biological process: regulation of transcription by RNA polymerase II. Gene Ontology annotation, molecular function: RNA polymerase II cis-regulatory region sequence-specific DNA binding; DNA-binding transcription factor activity. The record is from RefSeq and is a predicted model, not a curated record. The coding region runs from base 1 to 843 and encodes 280 amino acids. Lineage: Eukaryota; Metazoa; Arthropoda; Insecta; Lepidoptera; Cosmopterigidae. The transcript has a single exon.
AUGCAUGUAAUGAGUCAUACUGGAGAAACACAAUACAAAUGUGAUAUUUGCAACAAGUGUUUAAUUACAAAACAAAGCCUUAAAGGGCAUUUAUUGACUCAUACUGAAGAGACACCAUACAAAUGUGAUAUUUGCAACAAAUGUUUAACAACAAAAAGAAGUCUUAAAAGGCAUGUAAUGAGUCAUAAUGGUGAGGCACUAUACAAGUGUUAUAUUUGUGACAAAUAUUUAACAACAAAAGUAUCUCUUAAAGGGCAUGUAAUGACUCAUACUGAAAGGACACCAUACAAAUGUCAUAUUUGCAACAAAUGUUUAACAACAAAAAGAAGUCUGAAAAGGCAUGUAACGAGUCAUAAUGGUGAGGCACCAUAUAAGUGUGACAUUUGCGACAAACAUUUAACAACAAAACAAUCUCUUCAAGUGCAUGAAAUGUCUCAUAGUGGAGCGACACCAUACAAGUGUAGUAUUUGCAACAGACGGUUAACAACUAAACAAAAUCUUAAAGGGCAUGUAAUGACUCAUACUGAAAGGACACCAUACAAAUGUGAUAUUUGCAACAAAUAUUUAACAACAAAACACACUCUUAAAGUGCAUGCAUUGGCUCAUAGUGAAGGGUCACAAUAUAAAUGUGAUAUUUGCAACAAAUGUUUUAAAGCCAAACAAAAUCUCCAAGGGCAUUUAAGGACUCAUACUGGAGAGUCACCUUUCAAGUGUGAUGUUUGCAAAAACAGUUUUAAAACAAAACAAUAUCUCAGACGGCAUAUUUCGAUGCAUACUGGAAAUUUUGUCACCAUUGAAGUGAACAAAAAAAUAUUAAGAUUAGAAAUAGAAGUUUCACCUUAAUUAAGAUUGUUUUUUUAAUUUACAUGUAUAUAGUAUGUUGUAUGCAAACAAAGAAUAGGUAGGCAAAUAAUAUUUAGAUGACAGUAGAUAAGAAGUUUGUUACUUGUUCAUUUGGCUGCUAACAGAAUGACUGCAUGUUUGCAAUUUAUGCGUGUAGUCAUAAUCAACUUCAUAUAGCCGAGACCUCGACUACUUGAAGUUGAUAACGACUUCACGCAUUAAACUGCAUGCAGUCGAAAUUCAACUGCUUGCACACCUCAGAGUACAGUUGGGGCUUAUGAACAUGAGUUUGUUGACAAAUUAAAAUUGAGGAUUUUGAUACUGAUAUGUUUAUUUCCUUAAUAAAUAAUAAAGUGAGCGUUUGGAAUCUUGAAUGUUUUGAAUACAUUGUCAAAUUAUAUGUAACUUUGCUUCCAUUUCGACUUUAACAAAUACUAUCUUUCUAAUUCGUGAAGUACACUGAACUCCUGAGCUAGACUCGCGACAGUCAAAGUCGAUUUGUUUAUUUAUCUACUUCAGGCAUGCAGUCGAAGCUGGUAGCAGCCUAAAAUAUGCUAGUUUUAAAGACGGCGGCACAACGAGUCAUCGAUUUUUUUAUUUAGUUUUUACGACUACAAUUUACUUAAUUUCAAAUACUCGAUUAUGAUCCUAUGUUUAGAAUUUGCCUGUAUUAUAUUUCAUAUUGAAUAAACUUAUUUAAAAUAUGCUGAACCAAAUAAUGUUUAUUCAUUUCGCACUUAAUAAUUUUAUCAAUAUCGACAUUAUUGACACGUUGUACAGAGUAGUAGAUAGUCCCGUGAGGAUUA